AUCGGUAGCAUGAGCUCGCGCAGGUUCGUGGAGCAGAGCGUGGUGACGUCGCUGGUGCCGCUGCUCAAGCGCAACCUGGCCAAGCAGCCGCCUCCGCGCCAUGACGCGCCGUUCGUGCGCGCGAGCGUGGCCGCCGUGUUCCGAUGGAGGGAGAAGGAGCAGCAGUCGCUGGAGCUGCUGUUCGUGCGGCGAACCGUGAACGAGAAGGACACGUGGAGUGGGCAGGUGGCGUUCCCCGGUGGCCGUCGCCAGAAGAAGACCAAGAUGGAUCUCAACGCGCUGGACGACAUCUCCGGCGAGUGGACGGACUGGGAGUCGCUCAAGGAGACGGCACAGCGCGAGACGAUGGAGGAGGUCGGGCUCGACCUCACGAGUCCGCAUGUCCACUGGAUCGGCAACUUGCCGCCUAUCAACACACACCUGCGCUCGCUUAGCGUCAGUACUCAUGUCUUCUUCAUUGACGUCGCAGCGGACGAGCACGACUACAAGCCCAAGGUGCAGGAGUCGGAGAUCUCGGACGUGUUCUGGGUGGACGUGCAGGAGCUCUUCAACACGCGGCGGUACCAGAUUCUCUCCUACCCGCUGGAAGACAGUCUCAUGAGUCUGCGCAUGCGUCCGCAGAUACUGGCGCUGGCGAAGAAGAUGCUCGGCAACAUGCAGUUCGACUGCAUCUACCUGCCGAGACCUGGCCACGCGCCGCCCGACGACGAGCGGAUUCCGGCCCGCGAGGUGAAGGACUUUGUGCUGUGGGGGCUGACGCUGCGUAGCGUGGUGGAGCUCUUUAAGACGGCGGGGUAUCCGCUGCCCAUGCGUCCGGACGCGCAGCACUUCGACUCGAAGCUGCUCGGCGACAUUAUCCUGUACUGCAUGCGUUACCCGGACAAGGUCAUCGCCGGCACCGCCACGCUUUCGGCCAUGCUGCUGGUCGGCGUCGUGUAUAGCAACCUGUAGGCAGGCAGGCACCUUCAACGGCACCCUUGGCGUCGAUGUCUUAGUCAACCCGAACGAAUAGUGUACUGGUUCAACGCAUUCA
Messenger RNA from Phytophthora sojae, 1033 nucleotides. RefSeq lists its product as hypothetical. Gene Ontology annotation, molecular function: coenzyme A diphosphatase activity. The coding region runs from base 10 to 951 and encodes 313 amino acids. The transcript has 4 exons. The record is from RefSeq and is a predicted model, not a curated record. Lineage: Eukaryota; Oomycota; Peronosporomycetes; Peronosporales; Peronosporaceae.